AUGCCCGCACUGUUGUUUGGUGAAAAAUACGGUGUUGAACAUGUUGAUCAUGAUGUCAAUAUUACCUCUGUUGUAAUAGUUGUAUCACCUUUAAACGCCCUUAUUACAAAUCAAGUCAAUCGUUUGAAGUUACACGGGAUUGAAGCAGCUGUGCUUGAUAUAAAGAGUUCGGUGGCAGUCAAUGCUCUCGGCGGUGAUUCUGGAGCUUCGAGCAAAGAUCUAUCGGAGGACGAAGACAAAAAUACUGAUACCGAUGCUGUUUGCGAUCUUCUGUUCAGUGAUAGGAAAAAAUUGGGAAAGGGACAAUAUAAUAUCGUGUUUGCUCAUCCUGAAGUUCUGGUAUCGAGUAAAUAUGGCCGAAAAUUAAUGCAGUCGAAAACUUAUCAAGAAAAUGUUUGUGCUGUUGUAAUUGACGAAGCUCAUUGUAUUUUAGAAUGA
This is a messenger RNA of Dendronephthya gigantea, 438 nucleotides long. RefSeq lists its product as uncharacterized. Gene Ontology annotation, molecular function: nucleic acid binding; 3'-5' DNA helicase activity; four-way junction helicase activity. Gene Ontology annotation, cellular component: nucleus; chromosome; cytoplasm. Gene Ontology annotation, biological process: double-strand break repair via homologous recombination. The transcript has a single exon. NCBI's taxonomy places the organism in Eukaryota, Metazoa, Cnidaria, Anthozoa, Malacalcyonacea, Nephtheidae. The coding region runs from base 1 to 438 and encodes 145 amino acids. The record is from RefSeq and is a predicted model, not a curated record.